This is a messenger RNA of Siniperca chuatsi (mandarin fish), 6019 nucleotides long. Its product is annotated as guanine nucleotide exchange factor VAV3-like. Gene Ontology annotation, molecular function: guanyl-nucleotide exchange factor activity; protein binding. The record is from RefSeq and is a predicted model, not a curated record. NCBI's taxonomy places the organism in Eukaryota, Metazoa, Chordata, Actinopteri, Centrarchiformes, Sinipercidae. Bases 157 to 2721 code for a protein of 854 amino acids. The transcript is spliced from 28 exons. Gene Ontology annotation, cellular component: plasma membrane; cytoplasm. Gene Ontology annotation, biological process: intracellular signal transduction; cell migration; regulation of GTPase activity.
UGCAGCAGCUCUCGCUGUCCUCCAGAGGCGGUGCUGGAGUUUGGUGAGACGAGCGGACGGCGCUGAGCGCAGCUAUCAUGCCGCGCACAGGCUUAAAAUAGGGACAAAGUUUUAACAUUUGGCAUUAUCCUGCUGUAUUCACCGCUCUCCGACGACAUGGAGUCCUACUGGAGGCAGUGUGCGAUGUGGCUGAUCAGCUGCAACGUGCUGCCCGCGAACCACCGGGUGACUGCGGACACGGCGCAGGUGUUCGACCUGGCCCAAACCCUGCGGGACGGGGUGCUGCUGUGCCAGCUACUGAACAACUUGAAACCUCACACCAUCAACCUGAAGGAGAUCAAUCUCAGGCCACAGAUGUCACAGUUCCUGUGCUUGAAGAACAUCCGCACAUUUCUGACGUCUUGCUCUGUGGUGUUUGGGAUGAAGAAAAGUGACUUAUUUGAAGCCUUCGAUCUCUUCGAUGUUCGAGACUUUGGAAAGGUUAUGGACACUCUAUCCAAGCUCUCUUACACAGCAACUGCACAGCAAGGAGGAUUCAAGCCAUUUCCAACCGAGGAGAACCUAAAAGACGAGGACAUUUACAAUAAUCUGGAAGACUUGAUUGAUGAGAAUGCCCCAGAGGACGAGGACGACUUGUAUGCGGCGGUCUACGGGCUGGAAGAAGACUACGCAGGUGGAGAGAUCUAUGAAGACCUCAUGAGGACUGAGCCACCCCCAUUGAAGCAGGCAGAGGUAGAUGUCCGGAGCUGCUGCCUUACAGAGAUCAAACAGACGGAGGAGAAAUACACAGAGACCCUGGAGUCCAUCGAGAAGUAUUUCCUGAAUCCUCUGAAGAAAUUUUUCUCUGCGGCUGAGAUUGACAAAGUUUUUGUCAACAUUCCAGACCUGGUUAAAGUUCACAAGAGCCUGAUGGUCGAUGUGCAGGACUCCAUCCUAAACAAAAAUGCCUUAAAUCUUUACCAGAUUUUUAUCAGCUACAAAGAGAGAUUGCUCAUUUAUGGGAUAUACUGCAGUCGUGUGGAGAUUGCCAUCGCUGUUUUAGACCUCAUUUGCAAAGAGAAAGAGGAUGUUCGUCUAAAGCUGGAGGAGUGCUCAAAGAGAGCCAACAAUGGGAAGUUUACACUGAGGGACCUGCUGGUUGUCCCGAUGCAGAGAGUUCUCAAGUACCAUCUACUUCUUCAGGAGCUAGUCAAACACACGCAUGAUGCUGCUGACAAGGGCAACUUGAAGAUUGCUCUUGAUGCCAUGAAAGACCUGGCUCAGUAUGUCAACGAGGUGAAGAGAGAUAAUGAGACUCUAAGGGAGAUUGACCAGUACCAGAAGUCUAUUGAAAACCUGAAUCAGCCUCUAACCAGCUAUGGUCGACCAAAAGGUGACGGAGAAGUGCGCUUGGUCUCCAGUAUCGACAAGAGGAAACAAGACAGGCACAUCUUUUUAUUUGAUGUGGCUGUCAUUGUUUGCAAGAGAAGAGGAGACAUCUAUGAGAUGAAGGACAUACUUGACCUCAACUACUUCAAGAUAACAAACAACCCCACCUCUGACAGAGAGGGUAAAAAGUGGUGCUACGGGUUCUACGUGACUCACCAGCAGGGGCACACAGGCUUUGAACUCUUUUUUAAGACCAGAGAGCUGAAGAAGAAGUGGCUGGAUCAGUUUGAAAUGGCCAUAUCAAAUAUCCGACCAGAGAAAGCCAGCCACAACUCCCACCAGUUCAAGAUGCACACCUUUGAAAGGAUCACUUCCUGUAGUUAUUGUCACCUCUUGCUCAGGGGCAUCUUUAACCAGGGUUAUCUCUGUCUAAAAUGUGGGCUGGGGGCUCAUAAGGAGUGUCUUGGUCGACUGGGAGUCUGUGGGAAAACAGAUUCUGCCAAGCCGAAGCCCAAGGAAAGCACAACACCACCAGACCCAGGUUUACCCAGGAUGAUUGUGAUCAGAGACUACAGUGGCAUCCCCUGUCCCCAGUGUGGGCCCCCACUAAGCAUUCAUGCGGGGGAUGUCAUUGAACUGAUGGUUGCCGACCUGCACAGCUCCUGGUGGCAGGGCAAAAUUCUGGCGACAAGCAAGAUUGGCUUCUUUCCAAGUGAUGCUGUGAGGCCUUGUCCAUGUGUUCCAAAACCUGUCGAUUACUCUGCCCAGCUCUGGUUUGCAGGGCCUAUGGAGAGAUACCAGGCUGAGGUGGAGCUCCUGGACAGAGGAAACAGCACCUAUCUGAUUCGACACAGGAGUAAAGAGUGCACUGAAUAUGCCAUCAGUAUAAAGUUCAACGAUAAAGUCAAGCACAUUAAGAUUCUGACCAAGGAUAGCUACUUUUACAUCGCUGAGAGCCGGCUGUUCAAGACUGUGCUGGACUUGGUGGAAUACUACAAGCAGCACUCUCUGAAGGAGGGUUUCAGCAGUCUUGACACCACUCUGCAGGUCCCCUAUAGGGAACUGUCCAAUGGAAACAUGCCCAGGGCCAUUACCAAGGCUGGCAAUGUUCCUCCUGGCGGCUGCAGCUUUGUUCCUCCCUCCUCCUCGCCUUUCUGGUCAGUGUUUUCUCCCAGGGUGGUGGGUAUUGCAGUGGCACGCUAUGACUUCUGCUCCAGAGACACACGAGAGCUCUCCCUGCUGCAGGGAGACAUUAUCACUAUCUACACCAAGCUGUCCAAUGGGUGGUGGAAGGGAGAGGUCGACGGCAGGGUGGGCUGGUUUCCCUCUACUUACGUGGAAGAGGAGGACUGACUGCUGGAUGAAUGACGUCUAUUCGGCAUCCAUUCAAAGUUGACCACCUACAGUGAGCGCCACGCUGCUCAGCCACUCUCUGUGCCCUGCAAGUCAGAUCUCUUUGAUAAAACCCAGAGACUCGGACUUAAGAGGAAGCAGCAGUGCCCUCAAAAACCUUCUCCUGCCCUCUGACAGACUCUCACACGGAGCAGAUGUCAAAUCGCAGAUUCCAGGAGCGUAAUGCCAUAUCUCGCCUCUCUGUGGCCCUGUCUGCCCCCGCGGCCCACCGGGUAGUGCAUGUGCUGUGCCCAGAUAACCCUCCCCUCUUCCUUACUGUCUUAUUAUUGAUGACUCCGUUGUCUGGUGUGAGACUUGCCUUCACUGUCAUCAUGUUUCAAUACCAGGAAGGCUCAGUCACCCAACUGGAACACAGAUCCUGCUGACAGCGCACCUCCCAGGUACUCAUACCAAACUGAAAUGCUGGACCUGAGGAGCUUUGACUGCUGUUGGAACACUAUAGCCCUCUUGGCUGUUCACACUUUUGUGUUCAACUUUCUGUCUAAGACCCAUUUUAUUUUUUAAAUUUUAAAUCACUGGACUGAUACUAUAUGAUAUUUAAAUGUGAAAAGUGAAAGGAUGGAACGAUUUCAGCACCACAGAGUGAAGGAUUGAACUGUCAUUCACAUGUGGUGUGUUUGCAGUCUUAGUGACUAUUAGUCUUGCAGAGCCAAAAGUGAUUUGGUCAUAUCAUAACAGGAAAACACGUCUGGAGAGACAGCAGUUGAUAAUGUGGUUGUGGAAGGUGCCGAAAUCCAUCACUGAUGUCACUACGUCUCUAAGCUUUGAUUCCUAUUCUAUAAUAAUUUCUUUAAAAUCUUUUGUAAUUUGAAUCACCACCUCAACUUCCAAGUACAACUUUCAUGAGGCAUUGGAUUGGUGUCAGAAUUUCAAAAUUAACCAAAUGUACAGCAAUAGUUCGACAUUUCGGGAAAAAGACAUAUAUUCAUUCUCUUGCCAAAAGUUAGAUGAGAAGAACAAUAUCAUGCUCAUAUCUGUCUGUUCAAUAUGAACGUAACAAAAUCUGUAUAUCAAAAUCUUUUUUGGGGGGUAGGGGGCAUUUUGCUUUGACAGUACAGUAGAAAGAGACAGGAAAGGUAGGGGAAAGAGAGGGGAAUGACAUGUAACAAAGGUCCCGGGCCGGACUUGAACCUGGGCCGCUGCUGUACGGACUCAGGCUUGAUACGUGGUUGGCAUGCUGGCUGUAGCUUCAUAUUUAGCAGACAGACAUGAGAGUGGUAUCAGUCUUCCAAUCGAACUCUUACCAAAAAAAGCGAAUAAGCGUAUUUCCUAAAAUAUCAAAUUAAUUUAAGCCAAACCUGACCACAAUUAUGGCUAGCCCCAUGAGACUAAGUGAAUAUGGUGAAUCAUCAAAAGGAAGAAGAUACACACACUUGGGUAAUGUUUCACAAUGUCCCCAUUUAAUGCCACUAAAGGAAAAAAAUAUGCCCAGUUCUCAUGUUUGGCUUCAGAUGAAGUCAUCAAAGAAAAAAAAAUAUACAAAAAGGAAUUACAAAGCCAAAUACGUUUAAAGAGUGCAUGUUCUAGGUCUAUACUUCAGUGAGAGCUACUACAUCUUUUGAUCAUUCACUGUGGAAACCGGAGAGCCCUUAUACAUUCCACAGAUUUUGUGUUUACCUCAACUCUUUUUGGUUUCAGAAUGAAUGAUUCAAGGAUGAUGUAACAGCUGUUCACUGUAGAGCAAGGUAGCACAAGGGCGUUAAGUGCUGCUGUUUUCCUUCAAACGUUAACGUUCCGCUAACCAUGUGUGUGACAUCAAUAUUUAAUAAAAGCAUACUCUUUGAAUUGUACUUUUGAAAUUUGAUAGGCUAUUUUUCCCUCUUCAGACAAAUGUUACAUUGCAGGAACAAAGUCUUUGCACUUGCAUCAUAAUUCACAGCCGUGUCUGAGACGGUUGUGGAGGUGCAGUGGAAAACUGGCAGUGCUCAAAUAAUGGCUAAACAAACAGAACAGAAAAGAGAGACACCUAAAAACAGUUGCGGUAUAGGAACAUGUAAGCUCAGUGAAGGUCCAUGUUUUCUUUCCUAAUUUGCGUCACUGAAAUAAAAACAAUCUUGGGCCCCUUUCACCAAAUCUGCAACAUGCAAGCUGCAAUUUGCAAGAUGAGAUAAUUCCUCUCGUUAAUUUUGACACAUUUCGCUAAUUAAAACAAACACCAUACCUGCGACCCAUGCAUGAGCAUGUGAGAGCCCCUUGUGACUCCAAAAUUAAUCUCUCAUUUGCAGGCAACAGUCAUUUGUGAAAUGUGACCACCAUUUGCAGUCUGCAUAUAAGCACUGCUCGCAAAUCGCUUUUGUGAAGCAAGCCCCUUGUCUUUAACCCUUUCUCGCUCGAAACCAUCAUAUAUAGCUUGAGAAGAACGGCUCAUCUAAAGUUAAAGAAUAUGAUGAUAGAAGUUCAAAUUUCACCGCAUGCCAGAUAUCUAGAAGUUAUUUUUUCUGAUUAAGAUAGUUUUUGAUGCAUUUUUUGCAUGCAUUGUUCUCUUCAAAAAACUCUCGUAUCUUAUGCAGAAAUUAAGAAUAAUGGCUAGAGGUGUGGUGAGGGGACAUUUGAACGUCUACAAAAAUGAUUUGUCCUGUACUUUAUUGAAGAAUCUUCAUAGCUGUUAAGGAGUAAAUCAACGCUUGUGUCUGGAGUCAUAGACAAAAAGGAAAUAUUACAGAAAGCAAGCUAACAUUUGUUGUUUUACAUACACAAUCCAUGGCUCUGUUGUUUCAUGCCAUGUCCUUAGGGAGAGAAUGUCAUGGUUCACAUCAUUACCUCCAGUAAUUAGUUUUAUUAUUAUAUUUUCCAAUUGAUAGAACGUUUGUUGGAAUACAGCUUUUGAUUUUAAAAUAUCACAGUAUUCCUGUAAGCGCUAGGUAACUGUGUACAUCCAGGCUAUGUUUCGUGUCUUUUGACAAUGAGUCAAAUUCUAUUUGUAAAUCAAAAUGCUGCUAGUAGCUACAUUAAUGUCUUUUGAACAACAGAUUCAGCAGAUGCUAUAACUUAUUAAAUGUGAUUAAGCCCUUUGAACCGUUAGUAUGCAGCUAGUUAUUGUUAAAUUAUGUCUUUAACAAUAAUAUUCAUUGAUUUCUGGCACAUUUUCCUGCAGUGUUCUGAUGCUCUGAACUGAUUUUCUUCAUGCUGUUUGACAACUGUUUGUCAGUUGAUGUGCUCUUUCUACUGUGUUAUACACUUAUAUUAAUUUAUUGCCUUUUGUAUUUUAUGGAUUUUUAAAUAUAAGAUUCAACAGAAA